GGAAUCAGGUUGAUAGUGAAUCAUCUGAGAAAUGGCCACACGCCUCAGAUCGGUUGGUAAGAAAUGUACAGUGAUCGGCGGGUCAGGAUUCUUAGGCCAGCACAUGGUGGAGCAGCUCCUGGAGAAGGGUUACAUGGUCAAUGUGUUUGAUAUUCAGAAGAGAUUUGAAAAUGACAGAGUGCAGUUCUUCCUGGGAGACCUUUGCGACAAAGAGGCUUUGCUCCCAGCUUUACAAGGUGUGUCAGUGGCAUUUCAUUGUGCAUCACCAGCACCUUCAAGUGACAACAGGGAACUCUUUUAUAAGGUGAAUUUUAUGGGAACCAAAGCAGUCAUUGAAGCCUGCAAAGAAGCUGGAGUGCAGAAACUGGUGUUAACUAGCAGUGCCAGUGUAGUUUUUGAGGGCACAGACAUAAAAAAUGGAUCAGAAGACCUCCCUUAUGCAAAAAACCCUAUUGACUAUUACACAGAGACAAAGAUUCUACAGGAGAAGGAAGUGCUCAGUGCAAAUGACCCAUGCAACAAUUUCUUCACUACUGCUAUUCGUCCCCAUGGAAUAUUUGGUCCCAGAGACCCUCAGCUGGUUCCCAUCCUCAUCCAAGCAGCUAAGAGUGGCAAAAUGAAGUUCAUAAUUGGGGAUGGAAAGAACUUGGUAGAUUUCACCUAUGUGGAAAACGUGGUCCAUGGACACAUCCUAGCUGCAGAAAAUCUUCAGAAAAACUCUCCUCUGUGUGGGAAGGCAUUUCAUAUCACAAAUGAUGAACCAGUUCCUUUCUGGGCUUUCAUGUCGCGUAUCUUGACUGGCUUGAACUACGAUCCUCCCAAGUACCAUAUUCCCUAUUGGCUGGCAUAUUACCUGGCCCUAUUCCUGUCUCUAGUGCUGUGGCUGUUAAGUCCACUGGUCACCAUCAAGCCUACUUUUACACCUAUGCGGGUAGCAUUAGCUGGAACGUUUCACUACUACAGCUGUGAACGGGCCAAAAGAGACAUGGGCUACAAACCAGUGGUGAGCUUGGAUGAAGCAAUAGACAGGACUCUGCAGAGCUACCCCCACCUACGCCGGGCUAAGGCCUGAGAAGUCCUAAAUGGAUUUUUUCUACUUGAUUUUCCUAAUUGCUUUGACAUCUUAACGUGAACACUGAAGCAAAUUUCACUAAUUCUCUGGAACAGGGAGUUUUCCUGAAGGCCCUCCUCCUCACCAUUAUAAAGACAGCUUUAUCUGGGUUGAAAAAAACUCAUGUA
Haliaeetus leucocephalus (bald eagle) is the source of this 1239-nucleotide messenger RNA. It is a transcript of the gene NSDHL, whose product is annotated as NAD(P) dependent steroid dehydrogenase-like. Gene Ontology annotation, biological process: steroid biosynthetic process. Lineage: Eukaryota; Metazoa; Chordata; Aves; Accipitriformes; Accipitridae. The coding region runs from base 32 to 1072 and encodes 346 amino acids. The transcript is spliced from 7 exons. Gene Ontology annotation, molecular function: 3-beta-hydroxy-Delta5-steroid dehydrogenase (NAD+) activity. The record is from RefSeq and is a predicted model, not a curated record.